Molecule: messenger RNA, 931 nt
Organism: Ichthyophthirius multifiliis
Lineage: Eukaryota; Ciliophora; Oligohymenophorea; Hymenostomatida
Exons: 1
Source: RefSeq, a predicted model, not a curated record
UUUUAAAAAAAAAAUUAUUUCCUUUAUUUUCUUUUUUGAUGUUCACAUUUUAUUCUCAUCUUUAUUUAUACCUUGAACAGUUUUUCUUUAAAUUUCAAGAAUUUUUCUUUCAUUAAAAUCUCUUUUUUUUUAUUUUGCUAAAUAUUCUUAUAGUGUAAUUUUUUUUUCCUAUCCUUAUUAAGUUUUUUCUUCUUUUCCGAAUAUUUCCUCAAUUUCAUCAUCUAAUUUAUUUCUUCCAUAUCUAACAUAUAGUAAUUCUAGAGUAUCUUCAAUAGUUAUAGUUUUUUUUUAAUUAUUUUAAUCACUAUUUGUAGCCGUUGUAUUAACCCCACUCCCAGAAUUAGUAUCACAUUUUAAAUACAUUAAAAAUUAAACUAAAUUAUAAAGAUUUCUUGGUUCUAAGCCAGUAGUAUCAUGUCUACAUCUUUUAUACAUCAAAUAAAAUUCAUAUUUGUCAAUUUUUCCAUCCAAAUUUUCAUCCACUUCCCAUACCAUUUAUUCAAUUUCCUAUUUAGAUGCAUGAUAAUCCAAUUCUUUUAAAACUAACUCAAUAUCCUGUGAUGUAAAAUAUUAUUUCCCCUUCUCUUCUUACUUAUUUUCUUUCCCUUAUUCAUUAUCUUAUUGGAGCUAAUUAUUACUAAUAUUAUUGUAACUGAUAUUGUUUUAGUUUUCUUUUUAAACGGAAUUAUUUUAGUUAUUUUAGACACUAUCAGUCAUCAUUCUAAGUUGAUCAAAAACUUUUUGUAAUUUACUGGUUUCUACUGCAGAUAUUUACAUUUCAUAUACCAACUCUUCACUUGAUUUUUCUUAUUUCUUUAAUUUUUAAUCAUUCUAUAGUUUUGAUUGAUCACCCAAAAUUGAUUACUUAUGCAUUGUUGUAGAAGCGUUUAAAGUAUUUAGCUAUUAACUAGCGUUUUAAUCUUUUAUUGAU